Messenger RNA from Chlorella variabilis, 472 nucleotides. RefSeq lists its product as hypothetical. Gene Ontology annotation, molecular function: UTP:glucose-1-phosphate uridylyltransferase activity. The transcript is spliced from 4 exons. Gene Ontology annotation, biological process: UDP-alpha-D-glucose metabolic process; glycogen metabolic process. The annotation marks the transcript as partial. Lineage: Eukaryota; Viridiplantae; Chlorophyta; Trebouxiophyceae; Chlorellales; Chlorellaceae. The record is from RefSeq and is a predicted model, not a curated record. Gene Ontology annotation, cellular component: cytoplasm.
AUGAGCGCAGCGGUUGCCGCACCUCCAGCCCCGGCGGAAGUCGUCCCAUGGGAGCUGUUCAAAACAAAGAUGGACAAGGCGGGGCUCAGCGAAGCGGCACAGGGCGCCUUCAAGCUCAACUACGAGCAGCUCGUGCGCGGCGUGACGGGCCUGGUGCCGGAUAGGGACAUCGACUCCGUGCAGGAGCUGCCACGGCUGGAGGCCCUCAAAGCGUCGGCAGAGGAGGGGGCAGACAUCAAGGCAUGCCGCCGCCGCUGCUGCCGCGGCUGCCUGCACCCGGCAGACGUCCCUGGCCUGCUGCCUCCCGCCUGCUGCGCGGACCUGCUGAAGCAGACGGCGGUGCUGAAGCUCAACGGCGGGCUGGGCACCAGCAUGGGGUUGGAGAAGGCCAAGUCGCUGCUGGAGGUGAAGGGCGGGAAGACCUUCCUGGACCUGAUCGCAGAGCAGAUCAAGUACACUCGGCAGAAGUACG